This is a messenger RNA of Malaya genurostris, 2071 nucleotides long. RefSeq lists its product as uncharacterized. The transcript is spliced from 7 exons. The record is from RefSeq and is a predicted model, not a curated record. NCBI's taxonomy places the organism in Eukaryota, Metazoa, Arthropoda, Insecta, Diptera, Culicidae. The coding region runs from base 607 to 1941 and encodes 444 amino acids.
ACGGCCAGUUGCUCGCAUUCGCGUAGGUAUUUCACGCGAAUGCGACAGUUUUAUGCGAACCACGCGAGAGGCGGUCGUCGAGCGAGCGGAAAGAAAAUGUGCGGGUUUCGGGAAAGCUUCAACGUCAUCGUCACCGAUUAUCGGGCCAGUUAGCACGUUAGUGAGCACUGAUUCUAGGACUUAAUCACGGUGUUGGUUUAAUCCUAGUGGUUUUCUACCCGGCCUAGCCGUGGUUAACUGCGGUGUGUUGAUGAUCGCGGUUAGUCACUGGCAGUAAGAAAAAAAAAAGUGGAAGAACAAUAUUCGGUGCUGUGGGGUAAGAUAACUGGGGAACUGAUAUCAUCGUGGCAGUCAAUGAUAAGUGAUACCGCAGGUUGUCGACGGAGGUAUUGUUUUGAAUUGUUUUUUUAUCUGUGUGAUUUCACCGAAAUGCUUUCGAGGAUUGACGGAUCCAGUCGCUGCUAGUCAGACAAUGAGAAAGUGCGCGUUCGCGGAUGUGUCAUUUUCGGUUGAUCGAACGGAAAUUGAGCAAACGUGAAGUGAUUAUCGGUGUCGCAUAGCGGUGAAAUUGCACUUCGUUUACAUACCGGAAAGCUGCCAAGCAUAAUGUGUUGCCGGUGCAGUCUCUGCGGACUGGGCCCAAGAGCCACCAUCGUGUUCGCUGGAGUUGUGUCUUUGAUUUUUGCAGGACUGUACGUGUUUUUCUCGAUCGCUGGAAUUCUCGCACACAACUGUGAAAUUGAUAUGACCGGCUCUUCGGAAGCAUAUGCGAUUUACCUGUACUAUCUUCGCUCAUCUGAAUGUGGAAAGAUUGACCUCAGUUACCUAGGCAUCCAGAAUGUACCCGACAACCUACCGAUUCUCGUUCCGGAAGUUUCGGCUGCAGCCGAGAGGACGUACAUUUUUUGUAUAAUCGGGGCAGUUCUGUUUGGGCUUUGGUUGGUCACAUCGAUCUUGAUGUUCGGAUCAGUAUGCGUCUCUUGUAUGGGCCGUUGUUGCCUGGUAGCGGGAGUCUAUCCCUAUAUCAUUUCACUUUUCCUGGUAUUAGCAUUCAGUGCUGUAACAUUCGUCUUCUACCUCAUCGAUUUCAUUGGAAGUUUUGAUAUCGAUUUCGUAAUGGAUUUAUUAGAGAUUCAGAACCAAUUAGAAAUCCGGCCAAUUUUCGAAAAUAUCGACAUCAUUUUUCAAAUCGUUCCUCCGCUACUACUGUGGAUCACCACAAGCUUUGGGGUUCUCAUUUGGUUUAUGUUUUUGUUGCUUGGUUUCAUAAUGAUGGGAGUAGCGAGGCGUUUGUGGAGAGAGAACAAACCAGCACCCUCGUACAAUAACGCAGUACAAGCACCGAGAACGAUGGUUCAAUCAUCCAAUAGAACCGAUGAAAUGAGAGAAGAACCCACUCAAAUCGAUGCGAACCUUACGAUUGCCGCUGUUCGAUACAACGACCCGGCAAGACAACCGAAUGACAAUGUGUCCUUCAACGAGAUUCCUCCAGUAGAUGUAAACAUUCGACGUACCGUUGAACCAUUGAAAACUGGCCACGAAGCCACGCAUGAACCACGUUACGAAUCAGAACCGAGUUCAACCAACAAUUACCCGAACGCACCGCCCAGUCCACUACGAACGAAUCCUUUGAUUAACCCUUACACCGACAAGCGGUUCACGUACCUGCCAGGAAAUCCACAACCCUUUUCUUACCUAGCAGGACCUCCGCAACUCAGCCCGCGAAAUUCUACCAACGUACCUGAAGUACGUAGUCAAUUGCCAUGGUCUUACUUCCGUCAACCGGAGCACGAUCUAACUCCGAGACGUGUAACGUCUACUCUCACCGACCACAGAGAAUUCCCUGGCGAGGAGUACAUUCCACCGAUGGUCAAACCCAGCGCUCCUGAUGAUCGAUCCAGUGACGAAGGAAAAUGGAGCGGCCCUGAAUACAGGUAUUAAUAGUGCAAUAUAAAGGAUUCAAACCAAAGAUGCCAUCGAUGAACUAAGAAUUUAAGUUGAUUGUAAUGUUGUUUGAUUUGUAAAUAAAUGUUAAUGGUUUCGCACUGUAGAGCAGUGCGGACAAGUUGAA